Molecule: messenger RNA, 1737 nt
Organism: Helobdella robusta
Lineage: Eukaryota; Metazoa; Annelida; Clitellata; Rhynchobdellida; Glossiphoniidae
Exons: 1
Coding region: 1-1737 (578 amino acids)
Biological process (GO): G protein-coupled receptor signaling pathway
Cellular component (GO): plasma membrane
Molecular function (GO): G protein-coupled receptor activity
Source: RefSeq, a predicted model, not a curated record
AUGUUCACUCUAGACAGCGACAGCAACAUUAGCACGUCUCCCAACGGCACAAACCUUCUACCCUACCUCUCCAACCUCUCCAACCUCUCACUGCAAACAGACAACGAAACGCUGGAAUGUGCUAACAAGACUGCGAUCCUGAUGAGGCACGUGCAUGUCACCAUCAUGCUCGACCGCUUCUGCACCCCUCUCUGGUACCUCAUCGGAUUCCUCGGCAACUUUGCCUCGGCUCGCGUCUGGUCGAGUAGACAGGCGCGCAAGAAGAACACGCAGUCCGCCAUAUUUCUCGCAUCUCUAGCCGUCAACGAUUUUCUCUUCCUCUCUCUACACAUCGUCCAAGAAUUAAAAGUUACAUGGGAGAUUUGGACACCGAUCGAUUCUCCGAUUGUUUGCAAACUAUUUCCAUCCUUAAUCAUUUGGUUUCAAUAUUUAGCUCCGGUUUUGGUAUUAGCAUUUACUGUUGAACGAUUUUUAGCUGUCUGUCACCCAUAUAAGAAAUGUCAAUCGACCGAAAGUAGAACGGCAGUGAAAGUGGUGGCGAUGACGGUGCUUGUCUGUUUGACCUUUGCCCUCGGGCAGACGUACAUCUGGUUCUACGAUGUUGCGUCUGAGAAAUGUGGUUUCAACAUUACCAGGAUGGACUUCUGGCUGGUUUGGUGUGCGCUGACGGAAGCUUUGUUCUUUCUUGCGAUUCCUGCGGCUAUUUUUAUAUUUAAUUUAGCCGUUAUGAGAACUGUGUACAGGCUGAAACAAGAAGAAAAAAAAUUAAUCUACUCGAAAACAUCUUUGGCUCCUCUAGCUAGCAAAAAAUUUGCUCAGACUAAUUGUACUGCAGGUGGAUCUCAAACCAGCGAUCUAUCGGGCAGGCAGUCAAACUUUUCAUUAGGCAGGUUGCUGACCGAUCCAGUGUUCCUCUCCUUAUGGAGAUGUGAAGCCAGACCGGCAACCAUUGAAACAAUCAACUCCAACAACCCAACACCUUCUUCCGUCAAAUUUUUUCCAUGCCAACCUGCUCUUGCUGAAGCAACGACUGCUGACAAAGAAAUUUUUCCCCACACAUCUGUCACUCGCACCACGACUCCGACAACUCCCAAUUUUACGAGAUCCUCAUCAAACUCCAUGUCCAUUCCCGUUCACAGCCAGCUGAAACAUUCAUCAUCGACGCAAAACAAUCGAGCCAACAGCAACGGCACCGAUGUAGACAUGAUGAAUUCGUCAAACACCAACAACAACAGCCGAUGUCUCGCCACUAACUUCACACUCCUCUCCGUCUCAUUCUACAUCAUCCUCACCACUCUCCCGGCAACUCUCGUCUACUACUUCGACUUCAACGACCUCGGUCCUUGCGAUCUGACGGACGAGCAGAUCGAAGUUCAUCCCGUCUGGAGACGAUUUUUCAACUACUACAGCCUGAGAAAGCUGGUCGAAGAGCUGUGCAUGUCACAUUACGCCUGCAACUUCUUCAUCUACUUCCUCACCAGCGCUCAGUUCAGGUCAACAUUCAAGCAGGUCUUCAGCUUGCAUCGAUCCAAUCUGGACGACAAUUUUUAUCCCCAUCGCAAUCCUCAUCUACAUCAACAACAACAGCAACAACAACAGAACCAACAACAACAACAGAACCAACAACAGCAGCAGAGUAGCGGCCCAAAGUGUUGGAAACUUUGUAAAUGUGCAACAGUUGAUUCGGAACAUUGUGAGCAGAAAAAUUUUUGUUGCAUCAAGCAAAUGACAACUUGA